GCCUCCCUGGUUAUAUUUCCCUCACCAUGCCUCAAAUCAAUCUUUAUCUAUCAGUCCCUGCAAGAUUUUGUGAUUUUGCGAUCACAGAAAUCAACGCAGAUCUCAGAUUUUCCACAGAUUUGGGCCAGGACACGUCAUGUGAUGUCAUCACAUCACGCAUCUUCGAUUCACGUGCAUUGAACAUGUGUACAGCUAAAAGGUCUCAUUUACCAACAAACAUCACUGUGAAAGACAUCACUGUGCAAAACAAUUUUGCCAAUUCAAGUAAUUUCAAGUAGACUCUGUGGUGCUGUUGUUAUGGUUACAGUGUGUACGUUGCAUGAGAUACUUUGCUAGUCGUCUUAUUACAGUCUGAAGUUUUCAAGGUAUGAUGUCCUAGUCUAAAAAUAUCAUGUUUUCACAGUAUUAGUCAAACAUUUAAAAACACAUAAGCUGGUGGUAAAAAUGAAAGCAAAAAAAAACAAACAAAACAUUACACCUGUUGGUACAAUGACGCCAGGUUUCAAACCACAGGCUGAGCUGGACAAACUGGUCAUACCGCCAUCUAUGACAAACUUAGGAACAUGUAGGUGGUGUUUUGGAGAAGUCAGCUGUUCAAUCUUACACUGUGACUAACUGUGAAACCCUAACAACCCUCAUCAGCACAGAAGAAUCUCUGAACAUGGCUUCCAGCACGGUCACACCGGAGCCACUUGAUGUCCUUCAGGAGACCGACGAUGACGGUGGAAACGACUUAUCGGGUCUCGAGGACGAGGACGACAAUGAAGAAAUUAUGGAUCUGGAUGAGGAUGAUUCUGCCGAUGAAAGUCAAGAUGGUGAGCAGCACACACCACAAGUGAAAAAGCCACACAGGUCUACUCAGUCAAAAUCGCUAGCAUGGAAGACACCCGAAGACGCAGACGUGGCUCCAGCAGCAAUUCGGUUCUGGCCUGCACGGCCUCCCGGGGUGCAACUGAACUCGGCAGACAAGCACACACCUCUGGAGUUGUUCAAACUCUUCUUCUCUGCAGAUGCUGUGGCUACCCUGUGUCAGAACACUAAUAAACAGGCUGCCAGGAACAUUGAACAAGGGUGCAAGUACAAAUGGACCGCGUUGACAGUAGAUGAGUUCUACAAGUACAUUGGACUCAUUUAUUUCAUGGCCCUGAUAAAGCUGGACCACAUUCGAGAUUAUUGGCGGCAAAACAACAUUUUUUCCAUUGCCUUCCCAAGGACAGUGAUGACGAGAGACAGAUAUAGGACUAUAUCCUGGAACGUGCACAUGAGCGAUCCGGAUGAGGACCAAGAAAACGAUAUUAGACGGGGAACACCGCAGUACGACCGACUGUUCCGGGUGAAACCGCUCAUGGACAGGAUUCGGGAGGCCUGCAAAACCUUUUAUCAUCCACAGAGAAACCUUACCGUGGACGAACGAAUGGUGGCAACGAAAGCAAAAACGGGUAUGACACAGUACAUGAAGAGAAAGCCCACCAAAUGGGGCUUCAAGUUGUUUGUAAUGGCUGACUCGAGCAAUGGAUACACAGUCGAUUUUGCUGUGUACACAGGAAAGGACAGCUCUUAUACAGGACAUGGGAUUUCAUAUGACACUGUGAUGUCAUUUAUGGAUCAUUCCUUCUUGGGUUCUGGGUACCAUGUGUACAUGGACAAUUUCUACACGAGCCCAAAACUAUUCAGGGACUUGCACGCUCAGAAAUUUGGCGCUUGUGGGACGUACAGGGACAACAAGAAGGCUUGUAAGGACUGCCCGAGUACUACAUUAAACGCUCUCAGUAGAACAUCAUGCAGGGGAGACUUCAGAUGGAUCAGGGAUGGUCCUCUGGUGUUUGUGAAGUGGAUGGAUGCUCAAGAAGUCUCUGUCUGCUCUACAAUCCACUCAGCCUUCAACGGCGAGACGAUACAACGGAAGGUGAAGACCACAAAAGGGACCUGGGACACGCAGAAAUUUUCAUGCCCCACUCCUGUCCUCAAGUACAACGAACACAUGGGAGGUGUGGACUUGUCCGACCAACUGAUCCAGUACUACACAGCACAGCAGAAGACCAUGAAAUGGUACCGGAAGCUGUUUUUGCACUUCUUGGACAUUGCGGCUACUAAUGCAUACAUCUUACACAAAGAGCUUGCAUCCAAACAACUACGUGAUGCCUUGACGCACAAAGUGUUCAUGGAGGAGCUGACUGCACAGCUGUGCGGCAUGUCACAGAAAAUCCCUUCAAAACGGGCCAGCUGUGAUCAUGUACCGGUGCCAGUGGCCAAACUGUCUACAGACGUGAGACAAGUGGCUUCGCAAGGUCGCAGGACUUGCGUCCUCUGCCGAUUCCAACGUUCCAAAAAGAGUAACACUCCAUGGAAGUGCGGGAAGUGCAACGUUCCUCUUUGCCUGCAGCUGACUAGAAACUGUUUUGAGGAAUGGCAUAAAAAAAACAAUUGCCACCUAUAAUUGAGUGGUGAAUAAUUUCAUCUUGAUUCCUAAACUGGCAUAAAUUGUUAUGCCAUUAACUUAUACUCAUGACCUAUUCUACUGUGUGCCACAAAAGUAAUACUGGUGUGCACUAGUUUUAUUUUUCUUGUGUGGAGAUUUGAAUAUAAAUAUCUGUUAAAGGUAACAUGCAUUUGUGUCAUGAAAAUGAACAAUUGAAACAGGAUCUUAGUGGAGCCAGAGCAUAUCUUGGGAACACCGGGUGUGAGGCCAAGGGUACAGCCUGAAUGGAACAUCAUUUUUAUCCAAAACAGCUGAUAAUGACUUGAUCAUUUGAAUUUGUAAGCAAUAACAAGUAGUAUAUUUAUUAGUAGUAUUUAUUUAUUUUACAAGGACACUUUUAAUAACCUAAUAUUUCAAGAAUAUGUCCAAAAUGUUUCAGUGUUAAAGGUGCAAUAGUCAAUAUUUUUAUUUCUAACUUAUACUAACUUCCAGGUUAUUUGUACAUGAUAAAAAGCAAUGGGUUAAAUCAUGGUUUAACAAGAUUGCUGAGAAACCCAUUUGGACUGGGAAAACUGACCUCCUGUCCGGAAUGCUUGGUCUUGUUUGUGUUUGGAUGUGCAUCCUGUCAGUCAUUUUAUAGACACUAUACAGGUCACCAAAGAGCUUGUGAACAUAGGUAAGAAUCAUUCAAAUGUCAUGUUCAUAAAACCAGUUUGAAAUGAAUUUUGCUAUGUGAAAUGGUGCUAGAAGUAGCCAUUGGAAGGUGGGUAACUUGCGGCCAUGAAGGGAUACACAUGGUCAGCAACAAUAAUCAAAUAGGCUGUGGUAUUCUUGUGAUGAUUGAUUGGUAUUAACAGGCCCAAAUUACGCCAAGAAAACAUUCCCCACACCAUUACACUACCUCCACCAGUCUGGAGUGUUGAUACAAGGCAGGUUGAGUCCAUGGAUUCAUGCUGUUGGUGCUAAAUUCUGACCCUACCAUCUAUGUGUUGAGCCUGUGCCCACUGCAGCCUCAGCUUUCUGUUACUGACUGACAGAAGUGAAACCCAACGUGGUCUUCUUCUGUUGUAGCCAAUCCACCUCAAGGUUUGAUGAGUUGUGCAUUCUGAGAUGCUUUUCUGUUCACCACAAUUGUACAGCGUGGUUAUCGGAGUUACUGUAGCCUUUGGCAGCUCAAAGCAGUCUGGCCAUUAUCCUUUGACCUCCCACAUCGACAAGACGUUCCUGUCCACAGAACUACCGCUCACUUGAUGUUUUUUUCUUCAUUACACCACUCUGAGUACAGUCUAGAAACUGUUGUGUGUGAAAAUCCCAGAUCAAUGGUUUCUGAAAUACUCAAACAAUCCCAGCUGACACCAACAAUCAUCCCAUGGUUAAAAUCACAGAGAUCACAUUUUCCCCCACAUUCUGAUGGUUGAUGUGAACAUUACCUGAAGUGGCUAGCCUGUAUCAGCAUGAUUUUAUGCAUUGCACUGCUGCCACAUGAUUGGCUGAUUAUAGUUAAUUGCAUGAAUUUGUAGGUGUACAGCUUUUCUGAAUAAAGUGCUCAUUGAGUGUAUAUUUUAAAUAAAGUAUGAAAUGGUUA
Messenger RNA from Ictalurus punctatus (channel catfish), 4004 nucleotides. Its product is annotated as piggyBac transposable element-derived protein 4. The transcript is spliced from 3 exons. Lineage: Eukaryota; Metazoa; Chordata; Actinopteri; Siluriformes; Ictaluridae. The record is from RefSeq and is a predicted model, not a curated record. The coding region runs from base 662 to 2437 and encodes 591 amino acids.